Molecule: messenger RNA, 390 nt
Organism: Trichomonas vaginalis G3
Lineage: Eukaryota; Parabasalia; Trichomonadida; Trichomonadidae
Product: Baf family-related transcriptional activator / type III pantothenate kinase
Exons: 1
Coding region: 1-390 (129 amino acids)
Molecular function (GO): pantothenate kinase activity
Source: RefSeq, a predicted model, not a curated record
AUGCACACACUUCCUUCUAUGAUUAUAAAAUAUUUUAACAAGAGUCCAAUGGUUGUAAGCACAGACCUUGAACUUGGACUUAACAUUAAAUACGAUAAUCCAAGGCAAGUUGGAGCAGAUAGAAUUGUCAAUGCCGUUGGAGCUAUAGAACUUUAUGGCGAGCAAUCAAUUAUAGUUGACAUUGGAACUGCCAUGACUUUUUGUGUUGUAGAUAAAGAAAGAAAUUAUCUUGGGGGGCUUAUCAUGCCAGGGAUUGGAAUUUCUGCUGAAGCUCUUUUCAUGAUGACUUCAAAGCUUCCUAAGAUAAAAAUAAUUGCGCCAAAAAAGUUAUUCAAGCUGACACAGUUGGUGCAAUGCAAGCGGGACUUUACUACGGCUACACUGAAAUGA